Solenopsis invicta (red fire ant) is the source of this 2754-nucleotide messenger RNA. RefSeq names its product zinc finger CCCH domain-containing protein 15 homolog. NCBI's taxonomy places the organism in Eukaryota, Metazoa, Arthropoda, Insecta, Hymenoptera, Formicidae. The transcript has 6 exons. The record is from RefSeq and is a predicted model, not a curated record. The coding region runs from base 79 to 2478 and encodes 799 amino acids. Gene Ontology annotation, molecular function: nucleic acid binding.
ACGCGAUGCGUCCGUGUUGACACGUGUGCGCGACGCGUCGUAUCGCGGAUCGAUACUCUGAAAAGGAAAAGACGAUGAAUGAGUGAGAGAGAGAGAGAGAAAGCAUGGAUGUCCGACGCAGUUCAACGUUCCGCGAACGCAAAUGCGAAUGAAUGCGCUGAUGGCGUUCUCAUGGACGAUGAUGGAUUGCAUAACGCAAUUUCGCCUCGUCAUCUCUCGUCAGGAUCGGGUCAGGGUCGUUCCUGUUUAUUUAUCUCUUGCACGGAAGAAUGGUCGUGCGCGCAUGCCGUGAGGUUGGCAUCACUGGCGUCCUCGUCGUGGCUACGCUUGUCACUCAUGCUCACGCUACGAUGUGUUUACGUUGUAACUCAGGAAAUGCUGCUAUCUUGUAAGGCGAAUCAUCUUGAGGCUGGCAGUAUGAAGCGCGCGGUGCACGAGGAAAACAGUGACAACAAACGGACCUUUUUCAAGCAGGAGUCUACCAUCAACUUUGGAUACGAUGCCUCCACGUAUGCCAAUUACACGCCGUCGUCGUCGUCCACACCCUCCACUAUCGCUCAACCUUUACCCGGGCAACCACCCCUGCCUCCUAUGCCUCCACCGCCCAGUGGAGUCCCACCUCCGCCACAUGUAUUCGGACCAGUGCCUUCCCCGAUUCAGUGGACACACGCACACACCCCCUGGCAGUGGAUAACGCCGCAAACGUCUCCCUUGCCACCCCCAAAUCCCCACGAUCUCGCCAAUACAAUUCCCAGGGAGAUUCCACUCAGGGGUAACUAUGUACGUCGCGAAAGGUUUCACAGUAGGAGCAAUGUAUUCGUACAGAGAAAUAAUUUUCACCGUAAAAAUAGAAGGAUGGUGCGAUUUGUCGGUGGACAGACGCAGGGUCAGUUUGAUCAGGCGGCGUAUUUCGGCGCGACAUUGACGGGUAAUCUCGGACUGGAGUGGCGGAGGAAUAAUUAUACCGCGACUAAUAACGCUAUUAUAAAUCACAUGACCGUUCCUAUACCCAACCAUCCCAUACCUUCCAUUCCAUCAGGAAUCAUGAGCAACAGACACAGCGAUGAGAAGGAGGAUCAGGAUGUGAAAAUUGAAAAAGUGGUAAAGAAGAAUAAGCAAAGAAAGCCAAUGUCUCAAAAUUACGUUAAUAAACCGUGGAACAGAGAGGAUGCCGAGAGAGCUCUAAAAAUUGAAAGUGAAUACAACAUGAAGAACAAAGUUAAUGCUCAGAGUUUAAUAAUUAAAUUUCCCGACACGGAUUUAGAUAAGGACAUUGUUAGCAAAUUUCAUUCUGACAUACUGAACAUACAUUUUCAAAAUCCAUGUGGGCCGAGAUAUUGCUUCAUUCAGAUGGCGGAAGAUGUGAAUAUUGACGAAGCUAUAAAAGAUUUGGAAAAGAUUAAGUUUGGCUUAGGAUACUUGAAGGUCGAGAAAAAGUUAUUAAGAGACGAGGAUAAUCCCGAGGAGAUAGAUCCUUAUACCUUGUUUAUAGGAAACUUGCCCGAAUCUGUUAAAACAAGCGAGAUAAAGAGUAAAUUUCCAAAAGCACAAGAUGAAGAAACGCGAAAGAUGAAGAACACUCGAAAUAUUCUAAUGAGAUAUAAUAGUGUAGACGAUGCAAUAUCAGAUUACAAGCAAGCAUACGGUUUAAUGUGGGACAAGAGGAACAUUAACGUUAGAUUUCGACGGAAGAGAGGUAACACUUGUUCCGAAGAACCUAAGCCUGAUGUUAAAAAGGUUAAAGAGGAGCCAAAUAACGCUACACAAGCGGAAAAGGAACGUAAUGCGAAUCACAUUGAACUUCAGCUCAAUGUUAACGAGUUGAAGGAAGAAGAAAGAAACACUGAUGAAACAGUGGAACGUAAAAUCAAUCACACGGAUAAAUCAUCGGCAAAUCAAAAUGUAGAGGUGCGAUUACAAGAUAAUUCCAAUAAAGUACAAGGAAAACCGUCCUCGCAAAUUCAGGAAAACAUAAACUCUCACUUGUCUGGGCCUUCGUCGGGCGUCGACGCGUCGGUUAAGGUAGUGCAAGAGGAACAGCGACAAUCUUGGGUAAUAGAUACUUCGCAGCCUCUUCAAACGCCUUCAGCAUCGGAGACUCUUCCAUCACGUUCGAUUGAAGCCGAGGAAAUGCUCACACAGAUCAAAGAGGAACCCAUAGAUUACGAUGAUACGGACAUGUAUAACAUGCAAUCAGAUGACGACGACGAUGAUGACGAUGACGAUGAUGAUGACGAUGAUGACGAUGACGACAAUGACGAUGUUGAAGAACCGAAUGAUUACAAUGACGAAGAGGACAAUGCAAAGGACUCUGAGAAUGAUGAUGAAGAUGAAGAUAUCGACGACGAUGGAAAUAUAGCGUUUAGGGCUAAGCCAUCGGUAACAACACGAGAUAACGAAGAACCGUCAGAUCAUCUUGAUGAGAUGUUCAGCGAAUUGGAGAAUAUGACGGACGACAUCGGUUUUUUAAAACACUGAAUAAGACGUUUUAAUACUCACGAUCACGUUCCGAUUCAAUUUAUUUUAUGAAAUUUGAUUCCAUAUUUAAUGUGUAAAUAUCAGUAGUUGCGUAAUAUAAGCAAAUAAGACUGCAUGUAUUUAGAUGUAGUGUAAGGUAUAGUAGUGUAAGUUAUUUUAGAGCCAUAUUUAAGCAUUUUGUAAUUAUUAUUUCUUCGAAUGAAUUUCAAUGAAUAUCACGCUUAAGUGAAUAAUUAUACAAGCUCUAUUACAUCAUUAAAGUUAUUAUUUUACGUA